Molecule: messenger RNA, 343 nt
Organism: Teleopsis dalmanni
Lineage: Eukaryota; Metazoa; Arthropoda; Insecta; Diptera; Diopsidae
Exons: 3
Coding region: 32-343 (103 amino acids)
Source: RefSeq, a predicted model, not a curated record
UUCUUUCAGCCGUAAAUUAAGGGCCACAAACAUGAAAAAGGCCAAACGAUGGCUUCUACCGAUAGCAGCUUUGUUGGUGGUGUUAGUCACAGAAACCGACGCAGUGGCACCGUUUAAAAAGGUUUCCAUUGGUACAACAACAACAACAACCACGACUACGUCUACAACCACAACAGAAGCGCCAGCAAUUGAAAGUGAUGAUGGAAAGGGAAAAAUCGAAGGCAAACGCGAUAUUGAUAGGAAACAAUUUUCAUGGCUUUGGACCCAAAAACAAGAGGUUGGCAGCCUUAUAAAUGUAGCUAGAUGCAGAGAGCAAUACGCAGAAAUAGUAAAAAAUUUGUAA